Messenger RNA from Brienomyrus brachyistius, 8929 nucleotides. RefSeq names its product dysferlin, limb girdle muscular dystrophy 2B (autosomal recessive) (gene dysf). NCBI's taxonomy places the organism in Eukaryota, Metazoa, Chordata, Actinopteri, Osteoglossiformes, Mormyridae. Gene Ontology annotation, biological process: vesicle fusion; monocyte activation involved in immune response; T-tubule organization. The transcript is spliced from 58 exons. The coding region runs from base 335 to 6688 and encodes 2117 amino acids. Gene Ontology annotation, cellular component: cytoplasmic vesicle; membrane; T-tubule. Gene Ontology annotation, molecular function: calcium ion binding; calcium-dependent phospholipid binding. The record is from RefSeq and is a predicted model, not a curated record.
ACAUGCUGCUGGCCCUUUAAGAGCAGCCUCAUCUGAUUGAAAGGACAGUGUGUGUGCGCACGUGUGUGUCUGCGUAAGCCAGCCAGUCUGAGCGCAGAGACAGCAGAGGCCUCAUACCCCACGCUCAUUCUCCAGCAGGACUGCGUGCUCGCUCUCUCCUCCUCUAUCUCCCACUGUACUCUGUGAAAAGGUUAGACGGAUAAGUCACACUGAAGUCUUUAAGGGAUUUCUAUGUGCUCGGGAACCUCCAUCACCCCUCGAGGUCGUCCCGUAACACUCUGUCUGGAGUGGGAGCUGGCUGCAGGAGGUACCGGAGCCUGCCCUAACCAUCCCGAUGCUGCGGGUCUUCGUCCGGCACGCUCAAUGCGUGUUAACGCCAGACGAGGACGUCAGCGAUGCCUACUGCUCCAUCACCUUCCAAGGGUCUAAAAAGAAGACAAAGGUUAUCAAGAAUAACUUGAACCCAGUGUGGAAUGAAGAAUUUGAGUGGGACCUCAAGGGCAGACCUUUGGACCCAGGCUCAGAGCUCCAUGUGGUGGUCAAGGAUCGCGAGAAGAUGGGCAGAAACAGAUUCCUGGGGGAGACCUGGGUGGCUAUGCGGGAUGUCCUCAACUCCCCAAAUCUAGCAGAAACCUUUACUGUCACUCUGCAGGAUGCCAAGAGGAACAACACUGGGGCUACGGUGUCCUUGCACGUUUGCUACAUAGCUCCCCCAGGCAUGGCACCUAUUUUCCAGCCCCUCCCUCAACCUGAGCCCCAGCAUACCCCUCAGGAGCUGGACACCGUCACAGUGUUUUCCAUGGACACCAUCGGGGAGGAAGACACGGAGAGCAUGAUCACUAUAGAAACCACUGAGGACCCGGAGCCCGUGACAGGACCCCAGGGACCGGAGGCGCCCACUUCCCCACCCAAGAAAACACCCCCAAAUAUGUACCAGGGCAUGAAAAAGAAGAAGCGUCAGCCAAACAGACCUCCGUUACCUGACAGACCCCAGGACCUACAGGCACGGGUGAGGAUCAUAGAAGCAAGACAGCUGCCAGGAGUCAACAUAAAACCGGUCGUCAAGGUGACCAUUGCAGGAAAAACAAAGACAACCCGGAUUCAAAAAGGCAACAGUCCCUAUUUUGAUGAGACCUUCUUCUUUAACUUCUUUGAGACUCCCUCAGCACUUUUUGAUGAAACCGUCUUUAUUACAGUGUUUAACUCCAAGUCCCUUCGUACUGAUUCUGUGAUUGGAGAGUUUAAGCUUGAUGUGGGAACAAUAUACACAGAAAACAGACAUGCUUUCCUCAGGAAGUGGCUGCUGCUGUCUGACCCAGAAGACUUGUCUGCGGGGGCCAAGGGCUACCUGAAAGUCAGCCUGUAUGUGCUAGCGGCUGGUGACGAGGCUCCGAUGGACAAGAAGGAGGGAGCAGAAGAGAAGGAAGACAUUGAGGGAAACCUGCUGCGACCUGCAGGGCUGAGCCUGAGGGGGGCCACAUUCACCCUGAAGGUCUUCAGGGCAGAGGACCUGCCUCAGAUGGAUGAUGCUUUCUUGGAUGGUGUGAAGCAGAUUCUGGGUUUUGAUAGUAACAAGAAGAAUUUGGUGGAUCCCCUGGUGGAAGUCACCUUUGCAGGCAAAAUGAUCAGCACUAAGAUUCUGGAGAAGAAUGCUAACCCCCAGUGGAAUCAAAGCCUGACUAUCCCCAUCAGGUUUCCCUCCAUGUGUGAGAAGAUGAGAAUCAGAGUCAUGGACUGGGACAGAGCCAGUCACAAUGAUGUCAUUGGCACCACUCACCUGUGCAUGUCCCGGAUUUCUGCCCCUGGUGGUGAGAUUGAAGAUGACUUGCCGUCGGGGAGCCACACAAACAGCAUAGAUGAUAGCCUUGGCUUUCUCCCUACAUUUGGGCCCUGCUUCAUCAACCUCUAUGGGAGCCCUAGAGAGUUCACUUCCUUCUCCGACCCCUAUGAGGUGCUGAACCUAGGAAAGGGUGAGGGUGUAUCCUACCGUGGGAGGGUUCUCCUGGAGCUCAACACCAAGCUAGUGGAGCGGGUUGAACAGAAGGUGGAGGAUAUCCAUUCAGAUGACCUCCUAGUGGUGGAGAAAUUUAUGCGUAAGCGAAAGUACUACCUGUUCGCGGCCUUCUACUCGGCGACCAUGCUGCAGGACGUGGACGAUGCCAUUCAGUUUGAGGUCAGCAUCGGCAACUACGGCAACAAGUUUGACUGUACGUGCCUCCCGCUGGCCUCCACCACGCAGUACAGCCGGGCCGUCUUUGACGGUUGCCACUACUACUACCUUCCCUGGGGGAGCAUCAAGCCCGUGGUUGUGCUGUCUUCGGAGUGGGAAGACAUCAGUCCCCGCCUCGAGGCCCUGAACAUGCUGUUGUGCGCCCUGGAGCGCCUGGAGGCUAACCUGACAGAGCUGCAGCUGUUGCUGAAAGCAGCCAGUGACCUGGAGGAGGUGAAUGGCAAGGUGGAGGAUCUGCUUGAUGACGUCAUUGCUGACUGCAGUCAGGAGCUGCCAGAGCUGAAAGACUGGCCGUGUGCCACGCCUCUGGACCGGGCCAUGCGGCACCAGCGCGAGGUCAUCCUGCAGCAGAUCGAGCAGGCCGCCCUAGCGCUGAAGCAUAGCGACUCCACUGAGCCGGAGGCUGUCCUGGACCAAGCUGAGGACUGGAUUGUACGGCUGCGCUCGCUUUCUGUGGAGCCACAGAACAGCCUCCCAGACAUAGUCAUCUGGAUGCUGCAGGGUGACCGGAGGAUCUCCUACUACCGCAUCCCUGCCCACGAGGUCCUCUUCUCCCAGGGCCACUGUGGGAAAAACUGCGGCCAGCUGCAAACCAUUUUCAUGAAGUACCCCCAGAAUGGCAGUGGGAAGAACAAGAUCCCAGCGCAGCUGCGUGUCAAAAUCUGGCUUGGACUGUCAGUAGAUGUCAAACAAUUCAACCGGUUCUCUGAGGGCAAGCUGUCUGUGUUUGCGGAGACGUAUGAGAACCAGACCAGGCUGGGAUUGUUAGGAAGCUGGGGCACCACAGGCCUCACCUACCCGAAAUUCAGUGACGUCACCGGCAGAGUGAAGCUGCCCAAAGACGGCUUUCGCCCGUCCCCGGGCUGGGCCUGGGCUGGGGACUGGUUUGUCAGCCCAGAGAAGACUAUGCUGUAUGACGUGGAUGCGGGUCACAUGACCUUCAUGGAGGAGGUGUUUGAGAACCAGAUGAGGUUGCCGGGAGGACAGUGGAUUGCAAUGCCUGAAGGCUACACUGAUGUGAAUGGAGAAAAGGCCGUCCCCAAGGACGAGGUGGAGUGCCCCCCGGGAUGGGUGUGGGAAGAUGUGGAGUGGAGUGAAGACCUGAACCGUGCUGUGGAUGAUCAAGGCUGGGAAUACGGCCUCACCAUCCCUCCAGACCGUCGACCGAAGUCCUGGGUCCCAUCUGAGAAAAUGUAUCACACCAAUCGGCGCCGGCGCUGGAUUCGCCUCCGACGCAGAGACCCGCAGAAGAUGGAGGCUCUCCGGAAGCAAAGGCCGGACGAGUCGGAGCGGGAGGGCUGGGAGUAUGCUUCUCUGUUUGGCUGGAAGUUCCACCUCAAGCAGCGGAAGACUGACUCCUUCCGCCGCCGCCGCUGGCGCUGCCGGAUGGAGCCGCUGGACAAGACUGGGCCGGCGGCCAUUUUUGCCCUGGAGUGUUCCCUGACAAGCGUGACCGAAGACAAGAACGAUGACAAGUCAGUAACGACAGCCUUUGGAGUGAACAGGCCCACCAUCUCCUGCUUCUUUGAAUGUGGCACCCGCUAUCACCUGCGCUGUUACCUGUACCAGGCAAGGGAGCUCAUCGCCUUGGAUAAAGACAGCUUCUCAGACCCCUAUGCCAUUGUGUCCUUUCUCCAUCAGAGUCAGAAGACUGUGACCAUUCGCAACACACUCAACCCUACAUGGGACCAGACUCUCAUAUUUUAUGAAAUUGAAAUCUUCGGGGACUUGCGUGUGACAGAGCGUGACCCCCCAAAGAUUAUGGUGGAACUCUUUGACCAAGACACCUAUGGGGCAGAUGAAUUUCUGGGCCACUGUGUGUGUCAGCCUUCCAUGGUGCCCCCACCACGCCUUGCCUGGUACCCCAUUCUGAGGAACGGGAAGCCUGCUGGGGAGCUGCUGGCAGCAUUUGAGCUAAUCCAGAGAGAAAAGCCCGCAAUCCAUCACAUCCCUGGUCAGGAGGGAGAGCCCUUGCUUACCACUCACACCAUGGAUGAGCUCAUCUUCCCCGGAUUCCUCUCUGAGAAUCUGCAGCAAUGGCCCACGGACUCAGACCUGCCCUACCCACCCCCCCAGCGGGAGCCCAAUGUCUACAUGGUGCCCCAGGGUAUAAAGCCUGUCCUGCAGCGCACAGCUAUCGAGAUCCUGGCAUGGGGAGUCCGGAACCUGAAGAGCUUCCAGCUGGCCAGCGUGACAUCUCCCAGCCUUCAGGUGGAGUGUGGAGGCAGCAUGGUACAGUCCUGUGUCAUCCGUAACGCUAAGAAGAAGCCCAACUUUGAUAUCAACACGCUUUUCAUUGACGUGCACUUGCCACGGGAGGAACUGUACAUGCCCCCCAUCGUGGUGAAGGUGAUUGACAACCGGCAGUUUGGCCGUAAACCUGUGGUGGGACAGUGCACUAUUCGCUCGCUGGAGGAGUUUCGUUGUGUGCCUCAGGACCUGGAUGGGCAUGCUGAUGAGGAACAACUGGAUGAUAGAUGCCAAACGCCCCGUGAUGAAGUUCUGAUUGACAUUGAUGACAAAGAGCCUCUCAUUCCUGGUCAGCUUGCAGAUGGCACCAGCUCUGCCAUAAUUAACAUCUCAUCAUCUUUCUCCAGUCUCAAUAUGGUGAAGUGGGAAGAAGAGUUCAUUGACUGGUGGAGCAAAUUCUAUGCCUCAACAGGAGAGAUGAAAAAAUGUGGAACAUAUCUUGAGAAGGGAUUUGACACACUGCAGGUGUAUGACUGCGAACUGGAAAACGUGGAUGGGUUUCAUGGACUGGUGGACUUCUGCCAAACUUUUAAGCUGUACAGGGGAAAGACCCAGAAUGAGAGUGAGGACCCUUCUGUCAUUGGAGAGUUUAAAGGAAUGUUUAAGAUCUACACCCUACCUGAUGACCCCUCCCUGCCUUUGCCACCACGGCAAUUUGCUCAGCUUCCCGCAAAUGGCACUGAGGAGUGCCUGGUUCGCAUCUACAUUAUCCAGGCCAUGGGACUUCAGCCCAAAGAUUCCAACGGCAAGUGUGACCCAUACGUGAAGAUCAUCUUGGGCAAAAAGUCCAUCAGUGACCAUGACAACUACAUCCCUUGCACACUGGAUCCCAUAUUUGGAAAGAUGUUCGAGUUGACCUGUGCCUUACCUCUGGAGAAGGAUCUAAAGAUCAUGCUAUACGAUUAUGACAUGCUGUCUAAGGAUGAGAAGAUUGGGGAGACAGUGAUUGACCUAGAGAACCGCUUCUUGUCCUGCUAUGGAGCUCGAUGUGGGCUUCCCCAGUCUUAUUGUCUGUCAGGGGUCAACAGGUGGCGGGAUCAGCUGAAGCCCUCACAGCUCCUGAAGAAACUCUGUGAGCAGCGGAGCUAUAGGCAGCCUGUUUACAAGCCGGAUCGAGUGAUCUUCAGGGGUCAUGAGUACACAGCCACUGAUCUGGAUGAGGCCAAGCCACCCAACCCACACCUGGGACCACUGGAAGAGCGCUUGGCACUUUUGAUCCUGCGCAGACAGGACCUUGUGCCCGAGCAUGUGGAGACACGCCCACUAUACAGCCCCCUUCAGCAGGAAAUCGAGCAGGGACGUCUGCAGCUGUGGGUAGACCUGUUCCCCAAGUCCCUAGGACCACCAGGGCCACCUUUCAACAUCUGUCCACGCAAGGCCAAAAAGUUCUUCCUCCGGUGCAUUGUAUGGAAUACCAAUGAUGUCAUCCUGGAUGACACCAGUGUCACGGGGGAGAAGAUGAGUGAUAUAUAUGUCAAAGGCUGGUUGCAGGGACAUGAGGACAACAAACAGAAGACCGAUGUGCACUAUCGUUCCCUGGGGGGAGAGGGGAAUUUCAACUGGCGCUUCCUCUUCCCAUUCCAUUACCUUCCUGCUGAGCAGCUCUGCACCUUCAAUAAGAAGGAGCACUUCUGGAGCCUGGACAAAACUGAGACAAAGCUGCCACCAAGGCUUACUCUCCAGAUCUGGGAUAAUGACAAGUUCUCCUUUGAUGACUACCUCGGAUGUCUGGAGCUGGACCUGAAUCACAUGCUUCGCCCAGCCAAGACGGCGGAGAAAUGCAGCCUAGACCUCUUGAGUCAACCUCCAGAGAAGCUGGUUUCCCUGUUUGAGCAGAAGACUGUGAAGGGCUGGUGGCCUUGCGUGUGCGAGAACAGCGGGGAGAAGAUCCUUGCUGGGAAAGUAGAGAUGUCCCUAGAGGUUGUAUCAGAGGAGGAGCAAGAGGAGAGACCUGCUGGCCUGGGGAGGGAAGAUCCCAACAUGAAUCCCCACCUGGAGCCACCUCAGCGUCCUGACACAUCUUUCCUCUGGUUCUCCUCACCUUUCAAGACCUGCAAGUUCAUCCUGUGGAGAAGGUUCAAGUGGGUCUUCCUCGGCCUCCUCUUCCUAUUCCUAUUGCUUCUCUUCCUCGGUGUCUUCCUCUACUCCUUUCCGAAUUAUGUUGCGAUGAAGCUGGUGUCUCCCUUCGGUCGUCGUGAUCAGUCCUAAUCGCCUCUGGAGGAGAUCCUUACCAGACUGUACCCCAGUGCCCUGCUAACCUCAUCAGACUCUAUAUAGUGCAUGAUGACACCAACCCCGUGCCUGACCUGACAUUACGCCACAGCUCUGCAGUGCUUUGAACCCAAACGCUCAGCUAGUUGACCAGAAUAAUCUUGCAUAGUGCUCUUCAGAGUCACUGCACUUAAAAGGCUGAGUUCCACUAGCUCUUGCAGAAGGAAAUUGUUGGGCCUUCAGUGCAGCUCCGCAUUUCUACUGAACUGCUGCCCUGGCCAUGAACCGACAGUGAACCUGCUCUCUAUUCUGUUUGAUUUGCAGCUUGUCUUUAAUCUCUCCUCGGUUUAAUCCCUUUUCAUGUCUCCUGUAAAAGCUGCAGUCUUUCCUUCACAGUAAGAUGCGGCUUCCUUCUUCCUGGACGCAGCAGGCGCGAUAGUACAGUGUCUCAUCGCUCGCUCGGGUGCUUUCAAUAACUGCACGUCCCCUCAGCUUCCAACCUGGAGUUCUGUGCUGUCAUCACACGUCCUGGGCGAAACUUCGUCAUCAGUAAGAAGUACAUGCCAGUGGACGGGGGCAAGGGAUAUUUGGUUUUAAAGAAAUUCCCCGGGUAGGGCAGGGGUAGCGUACGUAGCAGGAAUUUCUGCAUGAGAAUGCGUGACGGAAAAAAUUAAAUAUAAGAAAAGGUAAACUGCAGGUGAGGCCCGUAAUCCUGCUGUUGAGUUCCAGCAUAUUAGCGGAACACGGAGUCAGGUGUAUCCAGGAUCAUGGCUGGGUCGCCGCAAGGUCACGCUGGGGACCUUAGCUAGCUUGUCGUGUAUCAUGAGUGGCUUCUUAUGGAGGCGUGCUUUGCGUGUGCAGCAGUGCCGCUGUGUUUGUCUGGCCCUCCGGCUCUACGCCAUGCCUUCUGAGACUGGGAAAGGUCAUCUGUCUGGCUAAUCCUUUCAGAUCCCCUGGAUUUCCUGGAGUGUGUACAUUUUUUAGGAAAGAGAAAAAAGGAAAGCGAAGCCCUUUGAUCUUUAAACUGUCCCCAUUGGCAUAACUGCAGAGUGCAGACUAGAGUCCCAGUGAUGGGAACCGAGAGCUAGCUUGUUAGCAUGUUAUAUUUACAGCAAGAGCUUCAUCCACGUAACCAAAAGCUCACAGGGCAAGAUGAAAGACAGACACAUUGAAUCAAAGUAACAAAGUACUAUGCGUGUUUGUUCUUUUCCUCUUUUUUGAAGCCACGUACGCAGUAGAAAGAUAACAAUAUCUACAUUAAGUAAAGAAAAUAUGGCAAUAGGUUUGUGCACAAAUGUGUUUUGAGAAUGGAGGCAAAAUCGAAAACUUCCAGCCGUAAGGUGGAGAGCCUUGUUCAUUUAUGGUUGUGUUUAUGUGCCAUUUUCUUAUAUUUUAUUGCUCUGACCUCAGCCCCUGUCAACCACAGAAUCAGAUGUCGGCAAUUACCUAAAAGGUUUCAGACUAGUGAAAGCCAGGAUUCCUUUACUAAAUAACAGCGAACCAAAUAAAUAUAUUUAAAUGACAUUAAGUGUUGGAUCUAAGGGUAGUGCAUGCGGCACACAGGGAAAACAUAUGGUUUGACACACCUUCUGUGCAAGAAUGUCCAAGGGUUUUAAGUUUGCCUGGAGAAGAGGAGGCGAUUUCCUCUGCCAGUAUGUGGUGAAUCGCAACAAACAUUUUUUUGGCCGCUUUUUGGAGAGGUGAUGUGCAGUGGUUUGAUGUCACCCAGGACAGUGCGGGGCACUGGAUGUCAAGGCACAGGGCUGAGAGCUGGAUGCGUGACGCUGUUCACUGGAAAGCAUUAAUAUGUUGCAGUUUGACAUAAUUAUGGGGAAAUUCCGUUUGCUAGUUUUAUUAUUUUUAUUAUUGUUCUUAUUUUUAUAUAUAUAUUUUUAAUAAAGCAGGUGUGCAUCUCAGCUGAAAAUGUAAAACCAAAGAUGCCUUCUUUGUGGCCUAUACAAGGAUUCACUUGUGCUUUCCGCUGUUAUAUUCUGUGCACUUACUUUAUAUAUGUGUAUAACGAUUAUGAAUAUGUAUGAUGUAUUUUCCUGCUGAUAAAUUUUUAUCACGCCUUAAAAUAAUUGUCUGCUAUUUUAUUCAGGUUCUCUUCGCAUUCUUUCUUGAAAAUGAGCCGUAAUACAAUAAAAUUUCAUGUUAUCUUUUUGCACUGAUUGUCGGCAGGGGUGAACGCUUGAUGAGGGAUAACCAGGUGCAGAAUAAACUGGAUUUGACAACGUC